Cucumis melo (muskmelon) is the source of this 4463-nucleotide messenger RNA. RefSeq lists its product as uncharacterized. The record is from RefSeq and is a predicted model, not a curated record. Lineage: Eukaryota; Viridiplantae; Streptophyta; Magnoliopsida; Cucurbitales; Cucurbitaceae. Gene Ontology annotation, cellular component: cytoplasm. The coding region runs from base 572 to 3868 and encodes 1098 amino acids. The transcript is spliced from 11 exons. Gene Ontology annotation, biological process: signal transduction; protein phosphorylation. Gene Ontology annotation, molecular function: protein kinase activity; protein binding; ATP binding.
ACACGAAUCAUCAUACUGGAUGAAAGGUAAGGUACAAAGGAGUUUCCCCUUUGGCCGAUUUCUCCUUCCCUCAGCCUUCCACAAUCGCCACCGUCAUCUCCCUUCCUCCAUUUCUCCUCCUCUCCCUCUUCUCAUCCUCCUCACCCUCACCCUUUCUCCAUCUCUCUCCAUCCCCUUCACGCUCUCUUUCUCAAUUCCUCUCCCUCGAUCUCCUUCCCGGCGUCUCUCUCUCUCUCUCUCUCUCUCUCUCUCACUCCGUCGAUUCCCAGUGCCACUGACUCCCAACUCCCAAGAUCUCUGAUUUUUGAUUUCUUAUAUUCAAGGCAUCGGGUUUAGCUAUUCUUCAGUGUAAGGAUGUUUUUUUGAUUCCUUACAAUUUGCCGAAUGGAUUUGGGAAAACUGAAGAAUUUGAUUCGUUGAAAACUGAGAAACUUGGGAGUUGCUUUCUGGGAUGGUUACAAAUUUUUGGUUUGUAUUAGGUCUUCGUGAUUUUGUUGUCAUGUGAUUAAAAUUCAAUGUUUGGGCAAAACUAAGGACUCCAUCGAUUAGUGACAUUCAAGUAUCUAAACAGAUGGAUAGCCCUUUGACGCGGAGCUCUACUCCUAAUUCCUCACCUAUCUCAAAUCCUGGUUCACAUGAUGAAAACCCACGUGUUAAAUUCCUGUGCAGCUUCUUGGGAAGUAUAAUGCCUCGCCCCCAAGAUGGCAAGCUUCGGUAUGUUGGGGGAGAGACAAGGAUUGUGAGUGUUCCAAGGGAUAUUACCUACGAGGAAUUGAUGAUUAAGAUGAGGGAACUAUAUGAUGGGGCUGCAGUGUUGAAAUACCAGCAACCAGAUGAGGAUCCUGAUGCCCUUGUGUCAGUUGUCAACGAUGAUGAUGUGAUUAACAUGAUGGAAGAGUAUGAUAAGGUGGGUUCUGGCGAUGGGUUCACUAGGCUCAGGAUAUUCUUGUUUUCGCAUCCUGAACAAGAUGCUUCUUUGCCCUUUGUGGAUGGGGAUGAAAGGGAUACUGAGAGGCGAUAUGUAGAUGCUCUUAAUAAUUCAAAUGACAUGAAUGAUUUUGUUAGACAACAACAACAAAAUUCCCCUGCACUUAGUGGCAUAGAUGAUAUGCAUGGGACUGAACAUUUUUUGAAUCCAAUGAAUAUUGAAGGUAGUCUUCACACUCAGAGGAGUUGUGAGCCCUUGUCACCAUACCACCUGCAUCAGCUCACAAUCCCUCAUGUUGGGUCUGGGGGGCAACAACAAUCUGUGGCUCAAAGGUAUGGUGAAAUGGAAGCUCCAUGGAGUCCUGCUUUACUUUCACCUAGGCAUCAUGGUCCAUAUGAUUCAAGACCAAUGGGAGACUAUCCAUCUUCUCCAUUUGCACGGUACCGUAUGCCAUUCCCAGAUUUGCCAGAUAAAUAUUUGGAAAGAAUGCCUGAAGACUAUGUCAGGCAACAAAUGAAUCACCAACAUAUGUAUGAACAUCAACCACAGUAUAAUGAGAAUAUUGUAUGGCUGCCAAAUGGAACAAUUAGUGAAGAAUCAGGUUUCCCAGGUAAUAUUUUACAUGGACAUGGUGUCCCAGAUGGGAAUAGUUCUUGUGAACACUGUCGAGCAAAUUUUCAUCGGUAUCAAGCGCACAUGGAGCAAGUUAAUACGAUAAAUGGGCUUCCCCUUGAAUAUGCUCAGAAUAGGGAGGCCUUGACGCAGAAGGCAGACACAAAGUUCCAUCAUGGUAUUUUUCCAAACGAGCAGAAUAUUAAUGAUUACCGAUCUGCUUAUAAUGAGACACCUCCCCAUGACAAAGGAUGGAUUAUGCAACACCAAAUGAGUGUGCGAGGGGAUGACACGAGGACACAUGCUUCUGGGACUGGGCGAUUAAACGAUCACUACAUUGUGGAUGGUUCUGGCUCAAAUUUGCCUCCUACACAAAGUAAUAUUGCUGAUGGCUACCACGCUUCAACAAAUUUUCAUGAUGAGGUAUUUCGUGAUCAGGUUGUGCCUAGUGGGCAACAUAUGUGUGUUCCUCCUCCCGAAGAUCGUGGUGUUGGUUAUAUGCCUUAUGGGUAUGGUGGAGAUCCUCAUUAUCCUCCAAUGUCACAAAGACAUAUGCCUGGAAAUGCCUCUUGGCGAAAUGUUCAGAAUCCAUUGCAUGUUGCUCCCCCAUAUGAAGCAUCUGUUUUCCAUCAACAAGGGAAUGCAAGCAUAAAUCCAGGAUAUAUCAAAGCCAUGCAAGAUGGUAGUCCACGAAUUCAUAUUGGUAUGGACCACCAAAAUCCUUGGCAUGAAUCCUCACAAAAAAUUUUGGGUAUUGAUGGAGCAACUGGUACAGAGCAUGUUCUGAAGACCAACUCAACCACAGUUGGCCAUGACAAUCAACAAUUCACAAGUUUAGAACAUAUCCAACCACAUCUUGAUAAAAUAAACCUUGUCGCUUCUCCUAUGCAGAGGUCAGAUUCAUCUUCAGCAUUUAUUCAAGAAAAAAUGGUUGCACCUUUUCAUCCUAGCCAAAAUCCACAACUAAGGGCUGUUAGUGCGGUUAAUGAAGCUAUGAUGAUGGAAAGGAAAGUUGUGCUUGGGGAAGGAAAUGGACACAUGAUAAAGGAUAUGGGGAAAGCUGACAUCUCUGAAGCACACACUGCAUCUCAUCCAGGGCAGAAUAACACUGAUGAUACAUAUUCCAAGGUUGCACCCCUUGAAUCAUUAAGUUCAGCUUGCACGAACUCUGCAGUAGAAAAUGGUGAUGGCUUGAAACCUUCUGUAGAGACUCUUGAAAAACCUAAACUAUCUGUCAGCCGUCUGAGUUUCUUACCUGAGUUGAUUGCAUCUGUGAAAAGAGCAGCACUUGAAGUAUCUGAAGAGGCAAUGGUUGAAGAAACCGCUCUAAGGAGACCUGAUUCAAUAGAGAAAAAAGAGACAACAAAUGAGCGACACUCCUCGAAUAACCACGUGGAACCUGAGUUGGAAACUGAGAGUGAAAAUCAAAGCUCCAGAAUUGAGCCAACAAAAGCUGAAGAGGAAGCCAUUUCAAGAGGAUUACAAACAAUUAAAAAUGAUGAUCUGGAGGAGAUUCGUGAACUAGGGUCUGGGACUUAUGGUGCUGUUUAUCAUGGGAAGUGGAGAGGUUCUGAUGUUGCAAUAAAGAGGAUCAAAGCUAGCUGUUUUGCUGGACGGCCUUCGGAAAGAGAACGUUUGAUUGCUGAUUUUUGGAAGGAAGCUUUGAUAUUAAGUUCUUUACACCAUCCAAAUGUCGUUUCCUUCUACGGCAUUGUCCGUGAUGGUCCAGAUGGUUCCUUAGCAACAGUGACAGAAUUCAUGGUUAAUGGAUCGUUGAAGCAGUUUUUGCACAAGAAGGACAGGACCAUUGAUCGUCGGAAGAGGCUCAUUAUAGCUAUGGAUGCUGCAUUUGGGAUGGAAUAUUUGCAUGGGAAGAAUAUUGUACAUUUUGAUUUGAAAUGCGAAAACCUUUUAGUGAAUAUGAGAGACCCUCAAAGGCCUGUUUGCAAGAUUGGUGAUUUGGGAUUGUCAAAGGUGAGGCAACACACGUUAGUAUCAGGAGGGGUUCGUGGAACUUUGCCUUGGAUGGCGCCGGAGCUUCUUAGUGGGAAAAGUAACAUGGUGACGGAGAAGAUUGAUGUUUACUCAUUCGGAAUUGUUAUGUGGGAACUACUCACAGGAGAUGAACCAUAUUCAGAUAUGCAUUGUGCUUCAAUAAUCGGAGGAAUUGUGCAUAAUUGUUUACGCCCUGAAAUCCCGACAUGGUGCGACCCAGAAUGGAAGGCUUUAAUGUCAAGCUGUUGGGACUCGGACCCAGCUAAGAGACCAUCAUUUUCAGAAAUUUCUCAGAAGCUAAGGAAUAUGGCAGCUGCAAUGAAUGUGAAAUAGUUGUUAAUCUUCAAUACAACCCAUCCACUAUUCCAUUCAUAAGCUAAGCCAAGAAUUGGCAAAAGACACUUUUAAAAAAAGAACAUGAAGCAUAAUUUUUUCAACUUUAAGGCAAUCUGCUGGUUCUCAAAGUGUAAGAAGGCUAUUAGAUGUGAUGUCAUUCUCUUGUGGAAUCCUUUUCUUUAGCAUAUUACCUAUAGAGUAUGGUUAUUAUAUGUGCUCUAUAGAGACUGCAUUGCUGGGAGACUACAAGUACAUAUAUGAAGGAGAUCCAUGUAGUCAUGGGAAUGAUUUCACUUGGGAUACCGUUGGAAGCGUACGCCGUACGGUAAUGAUACAAUACAUAUAUAUGUUGGUUCUGCUAUAAUUUGCUGGAAGACCUGUUUUCCUAAAUUUUUUCUUUCACUUCUGUAUUUGGGAGUAUAUAUGUAAAUAAGAGGGAGAGAGGGAGGGAGAGGGGUGGAGGGAUUGCAAAUUGGGAAGGUACACAUUAUCUUUGGGAAGGUAAAGAUACUGCUGCAAGCCUAACAAUGUACUUCAUAUCUGAGAUGGAACUGAAUUAAAUUUAUUAUACAUAUAAGUUUUGAGAAGAAAA